Molecule: messenger RNA, 402 nt
Organism: Cetraspora pellucida
Lineage: Eukaryota; Fungi; Glomeromycota; Glomeromycetes; Diversisporales; Gigasporaceae
Source: the annotation of a GenBank genome assembly
AUGAAAUCAAGUAAAAAACAAGAACGAUAUAAUUCAUUUACAAUUAUGGAUUUUCAAUUAUUUUCAUUUAUUGAUUCAAAUUUUAUUCUACAAAUAUAUCAUACUGGAGUUAUUUGUCCUAUACAACAUCAAAAACAAGUUUUGGAUUUAAUCGAAUUUUACUUUAAUUUACAUCCACUAAUUCCAAUAAAUCAAAAUGGAGAUUUUUUAACAAAAGAAGAAAUAUGGAAAAAGGCUCAAUAUCCAUUUUGGAGUAUUAAUGGAUUAACAAAUAGUACUGAUAAAAUCAAUUAUGAAGUCCAAGUGUUUGAUGAGUCAAGUCUUUUUAAUGUAAUUGAAAGCGAUAAUGAAAAUGAUCUAAAAUUAGAUGAAAUUAAAAAAAAAAUUGAAAAACAUGAAUAA